Aspergillus puulaauensis is the source of this 660-nucleotide messenger RNA. RefSeq names its product uridylate kinase ura6 (gene ura6). Gene Ontology annotation, biological process: UDP biosynthetic process; 'de novo' pyrimidine nucleobase biosynthetic process; CDP biosynthetic process. Gene Ontology annotation, cellular component: nucleus; cytoplasm. The transcript has a single exon. Lineage: Eukaryota; Fungi; Ascomycota; Eurotiomycetes; Eurotiales; Aspergillaceae. The coding region runs from base 1 to 660 and encodes 219 amino acids. The record is from RefSeq and is a predicted model, not a curated record. Gene Ontology annotation, molecular function: UMP kinase activity; ATP binding.
AUGUCUACCGAAAACAAGCCCAAGGGCCCCCGCUUUUCACCCGCUGAAACUACAGUCGUCUUCCUCCUCGGUGGCCCCGGUUCCGGCAAGGGUACCCAGUCCUCAAACCUCGUCCGCGACUAUGGCUUCGUCCACCUCUCCGCAGGCGACCUUCUCCGCGCCGAGCAAAUCCGCCCGGAAUCCGAGUACGGCGAGCUGAUCAAGUCUUAUAUCCGGGAGGGCAAGAUUGUGCCUAUGGAAAUUACUGUUGCGCUCUUGUCGAAUGCCAUGGCGGACAACCUCGCUAAGGGGAACACUACUGCUUCGAAGGGUGGUGAGAAGGCUCGGUUCCUGGUUGAUGGAUUCCCGCGGAAGCUUGACCAGGCGGUGUUUUUUGAGGAGACGGUUUGUCCGUCCGAGUUUACGCUGUUCCUUGAUUGCCCCGAGGAGGUUAUGGAGACGAGGCUGUUGAAGAGGGGGGAGACAAGUGGGCGGGACGACGAUAAUGCGGAGUCGAUUCGGAAGCGCUUCCGUGUGUUUGUUGAGACGAGUAUGCCUGUUGUUACGGAGUUUGGAAAGCAGGAUAAGGUUAUUAGUGUCCCUGCGACGGGUACUGUGGAUGAUGUUUAUGAGCGUAUCCAGGCUGGUUUUGAAAAGAGGGGCAUCCGGCCCUCUGCCUAG